Messenger RNA from Lathyrus oleraceus (garden pea), 765 nucleotides. RefSeq lists its product as uncharacterized. Bases 1 to 765 code for a protein of 254 amino acids. NCBI's taxonomy places the organism in Eukaryota, Viridiplantae, Streptophyta, Magnoliopsida, Fabales, Fabaceae. The transcript has 2 exons. The record is from RefSeq and is a predicted model, not a curated record.
AUGAAAGUGAGCCAGUUUAAAAAGUUUAUGGAGAUGUUGAACAAAAUACAGGUCAACAUUACAUUUUGUGAAGCUCUUGAACAAAUGCAUGUUUAUGCUAAAUUCAUGAAAGAGAUCUUAUCGGGAAAGCAAAAUUUGAAGCAUAAUGAAAACAUUGCUUUGGCGGAAGAGUGCAAUGUUAUCAUUCAGAGAAAGCUUCCACCCAAACUCACUGAUCCAAGAGCUAACAUCAAUCUGAUGCUGCUAUCUAUGACAAGGAAGCUAAAUUAUGGCGAACCAAAACCAACUGAAAAGACCUUGACACUAGCAGAUCAUUUUAUCGCAUACCCUUAUGAAGUUCUUAAAGAUAUCCUUGUUAGGGUCGAUGGGUUAUUGUUUCUAGCUGAUUUCAUAAUUCUUGACAUGCCUGAAGAUUCCGAGACACCAUUAUUGUUUGGAAGACCAUUCCUGGAAAAUGGUAAAGCUUUUAUUGAUGUUGAAUUGGGUGAGUUAACAUUGUGGUUUAAUAAGGAAAAACUUGUCAUCAAUGUGUUUGAAGCAAUGAACAACCAAAAAGAAAACCCCCAGUGUUACCAGAUAAACAUAAUGAAAGAAAUAUCUAAAGGGCAUCAUGGAAAGAAGCUGGUAAGAAAAGAAUUUCAAGUUCUACAGAAGGUCUUAUUGUAUAAAUCUUGCUUGAAAUGGUUAAUUGGUAAGUGGAAAUCUAGAUGGUCUGGUCCCUUUAUUGUGAAUAAAGUGUUUGCAAAUGGUGCAAUAGAAGUAUAA